GUGUUUCAUUUUUUCGCGUUUUUCCUAUUUUUAUACUGAGUGUCCGAAGCGGGCGUCCCGCGACUCCAUCAUCUCUUCGGAGACGACAGCGCUGUUGAGGAGGGAAAUCCCUCCACGCAUUACUAUACGGCACAUCUGGGGAGACUUGGCCGGUCCGGCUUCCUAGGUUUGGGCGGAACUCGAAAAACGCCCUGGCGACCGUGUUAUGGGCAGCGGGAUCCGUGGAGAAGACAACCUCUAGAUGUUCUCUGCGCGAUUAGCGGAACACUGCCCGAGUCAACAAAUCGAAAAAGCCAUAAGGAAGAACUUACACCUUGACAGAAAAGCAGCAGCCAAUCAGAAUUCGUGCUGCACUGGCAGGGAAUAUUUGAACGCAGCCAAAAUCAGCUGAUCAAUCUAGCUUAACAUGACCUAACCUAACAUACGUGCGUGUUAGGCCCCCAGCGGCCGGUUGAACUCUAUGUUGAUUUUUCGUUGGCGAAAAAAAAUAUCUAUCAAACUACGAGUCUGUUUCGUCGAGUAAGAAUAAACGUCCAACUAAAAGAAACCGUUACUCAUCCAGCUAUGCUUCAACGUAUGUUCACGACGAAUUUCCGCGGAAUAUCGAUAAAUGAUCAGAUUCGAGACAUCGAUGAAAAAGAUGAAUAAAAGCAAACUGUUGCAGCUGCUAUCUCGGCUAUGGAACGGACCUGGCGGUGUACUUGCAAAUAAACAGGCUGAGCAAAAGAUGAUAUCCAUCCUGAGGAAUAGGUUUCCUAAAGCAGUGCUGAUAGAAGUGACCGAUGUGUCUGGAGGAUGCGGUGCAAUGUUCGACAUAAACGUAGUUGCCCCAGAAUUCCGAGGGCUGAACACUGUGAAGCAGCAUCGCAUCAUUAACGAGGCCCUUAAAGAGGAAAUCAAAGAUAUGCACGGCGUUCGAAUACGUACGAGUCUUCCACAACCAUAAACUAUAAUGAUUAGGCUUAUAGAAUUAGUUUCAUAGAAGCGAUACUUAACACACCAGUGUUCUUCACUUGCACUUAAAACCAAAACUGAAGACCCAUGUCAUAUAUUUUAUCACAGGUUGUGUAAAUUUUAUAAGAUGUCAUAAAGAGAAACUUGAAACCUUUA
Dinoponera quadriceps is the source of this 1110-nucleotide messenger RNA. Its product is annotated as bolA-like protein 3. Bases 611 to 946 code for a protein of 111 amino acids. The transcript has 6 exons. The record is from RefSeq and is a predicted model, not a curated record. Lineage: Eukaryota; Metazoa; Arthropoda; Insecta; Hymenoptera; Formicidae.